AUGCAUAGCGAUGCAAGAAUUGAUCUCAUAUCCACCGGCCCAGAGGCCAGUGACAGGCUCGCGGAGUUCAUCGCCUCUGCCAGUGCUCCUGGGGAUGCGUUUCUCCUGUAUGGCGAAGUGGGAGCCGGCAAGUCGCACUUCAGCCGCGCCUUCAUCCGCGCCGCUCUGAAGGAACCCUGCUUGGAUGUGCCGUCCCCCACCUACCUUUUACAGAAUACUUAUGAAGAUGCAACAGGUCGCCUGUACCACCACUACGACCUGUACCGCCUGACAGACCCCUCCUCCCUGGCACGGUUGGACCUGCCCUCCGCCCUCGCCGCCGGCACCUGCCUGAUCGAGUGGCCCGAGCGUCUGGGCGCCUGCGCCCCUGCCCACCCCGUCACCCUGCGCAUCGCCUGCGUGGCGGGGGCGGCCGAAGAGCGACGCCUGUUCUCGCUUUCCUUCCCGGACCGGGACGCGGCGCGCUGGGUGCAGGUCGUGCGGGCCCUGAGGGCCCUGGGCCACCGGGUCGGCCUGGAUGUCCAGGAUCAAUCCGGGGACGCCCAGGCGUGA
Molecule: messenger RNA, 552 nt
Organism: Auxenochlorella protothecoides
Lineage: Eukaryota; Viridiplantae; Chlorophyta; Trebouxiophyceae; Chlorellales; Chlorellaceae
Product: tRNA threonylcarbamoyladenosine biosynthesis protein TsaE
Exons: 3
Coding region: 1-552 (183 amino acids)
Biological process (GO): tRNA threonylcarbamoyladenosine modification
Source: RefSeq, a predicted model, not a curated record